Pistacia vera is the source of this 1794-nucleotide messenger RNA. Its product is annotated as exportin-7-like. Gene Ontology annotation, molecular function: nuclear export signal receptor activity. The record is from RefSeq and is a predicted model, not a curated record. NCBI's taxonomy places the organism in Eukaryota, Viridiplantae, Streptophyta, Magnoliopsida, Sapindales, Anacardiaceae. Gene Ontology annotation, cellular component: nuclear pore; cytoplasm. The coding region runs from base 1 to 1794 and encodes 597 amino acids. Gene Ontology annotation, biological process: protein export from nucleus. The transcript is spliced from 16 exons.
AUGCACCAUUGCCUCAUUCUUUUAUCAGCUCUAAUAUAUGAAAGAUUGGUUAUCUCUUUGCAGCUAUCAGAACUAGUCAACAAUGAAUACUAUAGUGAUUGGAUACGAUUAGUAGCUGAAUUCACAUUAAAGUCUCUGCAAUCCUGGCAGUGGGCUGGCACAAGUGUCUACUACCUUCUUGGGCUUUGGUCCAGAAUGGUAACAUCUUUACGGUAUUUGAAGAGUGAGUCACCCGACCUGUUGAAUGAUUACGUGCCCAUGAUUAUAGAAGGUUUCAUUUCUUCAAGAUUUGAAUCAUUGCAGUCUGAACUGUUGGAUGAACUUUCUGAGAAUCCACUUGACAAUGUUGAACUUCUUCAAGAUCAGCUUGAUUUCUUUCCUCACCUCUGUGGAUUUCAGUAUGAAAAUUGUACUACAUAUAUAUUGAAGAUUUUGGAGCCUAUCUUGCGAAUGUAUAUGGAAGGAGCAGGACUCCAAGUUUGCUCGGAUAAUAAGGAACUCUCAAUCAUUGAAGCCAAACUUGCUUGGAUAGUGCAUAUUGUUGCUGCCAUUCUUAAGAUAAAGCAUAUUGGUGGCUUGAAAAAUGAAUCGCAGGAAGUAUUUGAUGCAGAACUUUCAGCACGCGUUUUGCAGUUGAUAAAUGUCACUGACAGUGGAUUACAUAGUCAGAGAUAUGGUGAAUUGAGCAAACAAAGACUUGAUCUAGCAAUUCUCACCUUCUUUGAACAUUUUAGGAAGUCUUAUGUUGGCGAUCAGGCUGUGCAUUCUGCGAAGAUGUUAUAUUCUCGACUGUCAGAGCUUCUUGGAAUCCAUGAUAAUAUGCUAUUAUUGAAUGCUAUUGUUAGAAAGAUUGCAACUAAUCUAAAGUCUUACAAAGAGAGUGAAGAGCUUAUUAAUCGUACCUUAAGUCUCUUCUUGGAUAUGGUAUCUGGAUAUAUGACUGGAAAGCUGCUUCUGAAGUUGGAUAAUAUCAGAGUCUUAAUAUCUGACAGAGAACACUUUCCUUUUUUAGAGGACCACAGAUGUUCUCGUGGUAGAACAACCUUCUAUUACACUGUUGGCUUGUUAAUAUUCAUGGAGGAUAGUUUUCUGAAAUUCAAAUCUUCAAUGGAUCAUUUUCAGCAGGUUUUUGUCAGUUUGGAAUCGACAACUGAUGCAACGUUUCGCUCAGACACUGUAAAAUAUGCAUUAAUUGGGCUAGUGCGGGAUCUUAGAGGAAUAGCAAUGGCCACAAAUAGCCGCAGAACGUAUGGUUUCCUUUUUGAUUGGCUAUAUCCAGCACAUAUGCUGCUUCUUUUGAAAACCAUUACACAUUGGACUGAUACUCCUGAGGUGACAACUCCGUUGUUGAAAUUUGUGGCUGAGUUGGUACUGAACAAAUCUCAACGAUUGAAUUUUGAGUCAUCCUCUCCUAAUGGUUUACUUCUCUUCCGAGAGAUCAGUAAACUGAUUGUUGCUUAUGGGUCACGGAUUUUGUCCCUUCCCAAUCAAGCAGAUAUGUAUAACUUCAAAUACAAGGGAAUAUGGAUAUGUUUGACCAUUCUUACUAGAGCUCUGUCUGGAAGCUAUGUCAACUUUGGUGUGUUUGAGCUUUAUGGUGAUAGGUCACUCACUGAUUCUCUUGAUGUUGCUUUAAAGAUUACAUUAUCAAUUCCCUUGGCUGAUAUUUUGGCCUUCCGGAAGACCCCUAUACGUAAGGUCUAUGAAUCCAAGGGUAGGGGAAGGAAAAGGGGCAAGGGUACAAUAAGUGAGAGUCCAGUAGAGGAUGUUGACGUGUGCAAGGAGGGGGAUUAG